UUGUCAUAAAUUUUCCCCGACUUGAUUUUUUUUAAAGGAGGACCAAACGGUGGGAGCCUCUCAAGGUGAUGCUCACUCUACACUAAAACCCCUUAGAGUGCUCUACUAUCGGUGCCGGAUGCUCCGAUCCGGUGGAAAACCUUUACAAUUCAAUCUCCGCUCGUAACAGGUUACUUCUCUGGCACCGACUGUAUUUAUAGGUAACUCAAUACGGAAGAAAUGGACCGACAUGUGGCCAACAAAAUUAGAAAAACAAAUGUUCCUCGCAACGUCAUAAAUGGAGAGUUUCAAGCUGCCGAAGUAACCGCCGUCACUCCGGCGGCUUCUCGUCCAGAAGUUGUCUCUUGAACGCUUUGUUCAGUGGCGAAGCAGCCGAUGGUAACCUCCUGGGGACGUGCGCGCAGAGUUUGCCAGUAAUUCCCAUCAUAACACAGAGCCUAGUGGUCGGACAUUUGAUCUAACAUGAUGAAAGCCGAAGGUAAAGGUGAGAGGACGUUCAGGAGUGCUUCGCCCCACAGGAAUGCGUACAAGACGGAUUUUCAGGCUUUGAGAUGCACUUUUGAUGGAAGCAAACAGGAAACCAUUUCUAAAAUGAGUGCUCAGAAAACAAGUAGAGAGACUGGACACAGGGAAGAGAUGAGAGGAAGGCAUUUCGGUAAUCGUGUACAUAAAAUAAAAAGCAUGCUGCUACAAAUGGGCAACACACCAGAUGAAAUGAACGAAACCAGCAAGUCUGAUUUGCAUCCAGUUUCUCCGCAAAAACAAUCAAGUGGAGUUGUCUAUAACAGUGCCCAUAAGUCAUAUCAAAAGACAUCCAGUUCAGAUAAAACGAAUAGCGAAGAUGGGGAUUUGGACAAAACUAGCAUGGCUGAAAAGUUCUCGGAAACUAGAAGACUCUUUGAGCGUCAAAUUGAGGAAAAGGUAUUUGAUAAAACCGCUCACAAAAACGAGAACAAAGUUUCAGUAAUUAGUGUUUCAUGCGAGAGUAGAAGGAGCGGCUCUUCAUCUUCAGAAAGUGGAAGCAGAAAAGUUAAGAGCGACUUAAAUCCCACUGUUCUAUCCGACACCGAUUUGAGAGAUCGAAGUAAUCUGAAAACCACUAGCGAUUUAAAACAAAACCAACCUCGCUCAUCUCUAAACGCUGGCCCAAUUUCGAGACGAUUAGAAAGCUUUCUAGCGGAUAGUGAUAGCGAUGAAACAAACAAAGACACCAAAACAAAGACCUCUGCAACUGAGUAUCAGAUUUCUGGAGGGCACCAAAUGCCGCCCAGCAACACCGUAAAUAGUAAAAGUACGUCCCCUGCAGGAGACGAUGAGGAAUCGCCUCGUUCGAUUUCAGCAGAUCGACAGAAAACUAAAGAUCGGAAAGAAGCAGAAAUACCGAUCUGUAGCAAUAAUCUCAGGACUUGUGAAAGUGAUUACUGGGAAUCAGAUCAAUGUCAAAAAAAAUCCCUAAGUUUCUCGGAAUCAUCGUCCUCUUGUAAAACUGUUCCUGUAAGCAGCAGUGUCUUAGACAAUAAUUUGGAUCGCCAUGUUUCACAUAUGGUUGCAAACAAAGUAGGAGUAGUUCGGGCGGAGUUGGUGGAAGUUCAGAACGAAUCUUCAGGAAGUGAAAUUGAAUUGGAUAAUGUUUUUAUUGAGAGGGAACUACAGAAAUCCGUGGAACCAUUUGCUCAGAGCAUUAGCCUUGAAGCAGGGCAGACGUAUAAAACUUGUGACAGCAAAGAACAGGAAGACCAAACGUUUGAAGAGAUACUGAACAGAUCUGAUGACAGCAUAGGAGAGGAAGAAGAUGAGGAUAUUGAGAACAUCGAAGAGGAAGAUGGAGUUAGUGAGAAGUUAUUUGUUGGGUCAGAGGUUUGUGGAAUAGAGAAUGCUGCAUUUGUGGAUGAUAAGGAUACUGAAGAAUCGUUACCAGAAGAAAAUGAAAGCAAAUGUGAGGAUGAAUAUUUGUUUGAAGAGACCAACUAUACUCUUGAUGAUGAUUAUGAGGAAAUAUCUGGACUUUCUGAGGAAGAGGAUCCAAAUUUACGCAGAAAAGUUCAUUUCUCCACAGCUCCAAUCAAGGUAUACAGUACCUAUUCAAAUGAUGACUAUGAUAGACGUAAUGAGGAAGUUGACCCUGUGGCAGCAUCAGCAGAAUAUGAGUUGGAGAAGAGAGUGGAAAAAAUGGAUGUUUUUCCAGUUGAAAUUGAGAAGGGUGAAGGUGGUCUUGGAAUUAGUAUUAUUGGAAUGGGUGUUGGAGCAGAUCAAGGGCUUGAAAAACUGGGGAUUUUUGUGAAGACUAUCACUGAAGGUGGAGCAGCAUAUAGAGAUAAACGAAUUCAAGUCAAUGAUCAGAUAGUUGAAGUGGAUGGAGUUAGUUUGGUUGGUGUCACGCAAAUCUUUGCAGCUACUGUAUUGAAGAACACUAGAGGCAUUGUUAGAUUCCGUAUUGGUCGAGAAAAACCUGGACAACAGAGUGAGGUUGCUCGUCUUAUCAGUGAAACUUUGGAACAGGAAAGAUGCCAGGAGGCACUUUUGGAGCAGCAAUGUACCCGAUGUAGUACAAGUGAUAAUGAACAGUCUGAAGAGUUUCCUGAAGAUGAAGGAACAAUUUCAAAUGAAGUUGAAGCUGGAGUGACAGUUGAAGUUGCUCAACAAACUGAAAAUGAAAAUGUACACUUGCCGUCAGACGUGGAUUCACUCCUUGCUCUUAAAUUGAAAGAGCUUCAGACUAAGAAUGCCAUAACUGCAGCAGAACUCAGUGAAUUGACAGAAAGGCUGAAAAUUGCUGAAGCAGAGAAAAUUAAAUGGGAAACUACAAAGAUGCAGCUUCAGCAAAGUGUUGAAGAGAAUAAAGAGAAAAUGCAAAAGGUGGAGAAAUACUGGUUAGAAGCGCAAAAUCUUUGCAAAAUGGUAAAUGAGCACUUGAAAGAGACCCAAUCUCAGUAUGAUGUUUUGGAGAAGAAAUAUAACAAAGCUAAGAAACUGAUAAAGGAAUACCAACAGAAAGAGAUUGAAUUUAUUAAAAAGGAAGAGGAUUACAGAAAAGUUCUGGAAGAUCAAGAAAAAGAGCAUGCAAAACAGCUGAAAGCCCUACAUGAUCAGAUACUAGAACUGAAAAAUGAACUGCAUUCCACGGGACAGAUGCUUCCACUACACAGCAACAGUUCGCUGCACAAAACGGAACUGGAGUUUGAGAGUCAAGAGCAGUUUGAAGAUAUUUGUAGUAAAGAGGAAGAUGACACAAAUCAAACUCCUAAAACUGCUUUGGAAUGGGAAUGUAGCAGCACUUUCAAAAUCUGUGAUUUUGAUGAGGCUGUUCCUGAAACUAAGCGACUAGAUACAAGUUCACACAAAGCAAAAGCCCAACUUGCUUUGAAAGUUAAAAGACAGCCUCCAUCUAGGUUUAAACUAAAGGAAUCCUUUGGAGCUGGUGAUGAUUUUGAAAGUAUACAGGAUAAUGAUGAAAAUGAUGAAGAAAGUGAAGAAAUUCAGCCAGCAGAAUCCUUAAUUGUCCGGAGUAGCUUGGAUUCUUUACACGCUGUUGAAGAUACAUCUGUCCCUAAGAUGAAAGAUGAAGCAUUAGAUGGAAAACGUGAUGCGGAGAGCAUAACCAGCUUGCAUGAUGGAAGCUCAUCUGCAUCUCCUUGUUCCUCUCCAGUUCAUAAGAUAGUUGAGAGCGAUGUGAGCAUAAAACAUUCAACUACUAGAGUCACAGCACCUUCAAGUUCUCCCACAUCAUUUCUUUCAAUGAUGAAGAAACGCGAAUCAAAAGGCAAAGGAAAAGAGACUAAUGAAGACAAGAAGAGUGAAGAAGGAUCGUCCCAUGGGGUUGAAAGUACAUCAGGAAAACUUAAAAGAAGAUUUCCUGAUUUUGGUGGAUUAAGAAAAUCUGGUGGAAAAGGCAAGAAAUUAGAUAAAGAAGAUCGUAGAACCUCUCUGGGUAGCAGGGGAUCAAAAGAAAUGCUUGAGAGCUCAGGUGGUAACCUUUCUGCUGCAGAUUCAGUCACAUCCAUACCAACUUGCAUGCCCUUUUCUUGGUUUGGUGAUAGUCGUAAGGAAGCAGUCUCUUCCAACAGCAGCCUUCAUUCACCUCCAAGUUCACACGACAUCUUUUGUGAAGAGGACAAGGAGACAUCUGGCAAUAAAGUACCUGAUCAAGCAAUGACAGGGAAACAGAACCAAUGGCAAAAUCGAGCAGUUUCUCAAUGGACAACCCAACAAGUCUGUCAUUGGCUGAUGGGAAUGAAUUUAGAGCAAUACACAACAGAAUUUGUUUCUAAAAAUAUUGAUGGAGAACAACUAAUGCAACUAGAUAGCAGUAGACUUAAGACUUUAGGUGUUGCCAGUCAAAAUGAUCGUGCCACCAUAAAGAAAAAACUUAAAGAAAUGAAAAAAGCACAAGAAAAGGUAGAAAAACAAAGAGAGAAGGUUCAAAAGAAAGAAAAAGAUCAACAGAGGAAAGUUGGUAAACAAGCCACCUCUGCAGAAAUGAUCUGUUAAAUAUGACUAAAAUUGUGAUGGAGAUCACUUUAGGUUGUUGUGCUGUCAGUGUUAUAGUAUAUUAUAUACUUCACAAACUACUUCAUUCAGAUAUAAGAAAAGACAAAUUUACAUUAGUUUGACAUUUCUAUUAGAUAAAUUUAUGGUACAUUUUCGUGUGUUUGGACUAGGUUAAUUUCUGUAUAUAUUGUUAAUACAUUUUUGUAGGUUUAUAAUUCUAUACAGUUUUAACUAGCUUUGACCUUAUAAUGGUAAUAAAUGAAAUUAAUAUUUUAAUAAAACCUAGAGCACCAUUAAAAGUUGGUAUAAUACCUUAACAAAAGGGUUAUGAGAAGUAUCUUGAAUGUCUAAAUGUGAUACAAGCUUACACUGCAAGAAAAAAGUCAUUUAUGUACAAUUUUUUUUAGAAAAUAUAAUGCAACCGUGAAACACUUAAAAUUAUACGAAUGGGCUAGAUUGCUCCAGGGUUUAAGAUGCAGUUCACAAAAGGUGAUAGAUUUUAUACUUACAAUGCAAACUGUACAAUUUGACAUUUUUAUAAUUCCAUUGCACAUAAGGGCCAGCACUGUUUUGUAUUUUUUCUCUAAUCCUCUACACUGAGUUAAUAUGGGGAUUUUUUUAUCCAAAGAAUAAUGGGUAACUGGGGAGUGAUUAUAAGAAAAUACAUUGAACAUUCUAAUGUAGUAGACCACAAAGGCCAUGCUUUGUGAGGGUUUUUAUCCUGUGUGUCCAGGAGGAGAUUGUUUUAAUAACCAUCUCUCCCACUGACAGAUGUUGCUAAUGUAUAAGGCUGUAUUACUUGGAUGGUUCUUUACUUUCACUUUCUACACUUGUCUGAUCUUUUUCACCCAAAUGCCAGCUUUUGCUAUUACUUGAAAUCUUAAGCUUUUUGGAUAUGCUAUUAGAUUUUUUUGUAUAUCUCGUGUUGCUACACGUCAAGAAUUCAUUUAAUACAAUCUGAAAUACUUUUAUUCAUUUCCUCUCCAAUACACUAUCAAAAGCUAAGUUAUAGCGAAUGAUUAUUUACUUGCAUCUCUCCAUUCCGUUUGGACAGCUUCCCCUUUAUUUUCCUCUGGAAUUUCUGUUGUUUUCCAUGUUGCCUCAUUGUUUCCCUUAUCUCUGUAUCUCAAUUGCAUUCUCCUCUAUUCUCUAUCUAACUUGGAUAUAGCACUAGUUUGAUCAAGUUCAAACCUGGUGCCCCGAAGCUACCUGUAUUCCCUUGUCAGACAUUUUGUUUUAAAUAGUACAAUGAACUAAGUAAAAUAAAAUAUUUUAACAUAAUUUCCAUAUUUUAUUUAAUGUUUCAAUGAGAUUUGGCAAAUAAUAUUUAAACAACUAGGAGGAGAUUAUGCAAGAAAAGCAAUUAUUUUUGCAAAGUUUUGGCAGUUUUGAAUUUUCACCUGAAAAAUAUCAUUCAUUUUUUAAUGGCAUUUGCCUGAAUUGAAAUUUCUGAAGUAAAAACUAAGCAGAGAGCCAUUGUGUACUGUCAUUGAAAUAUUAGGUUGAAUAUGUUGUGGGAAAGUACUUUAUGACUGUGUGUCUUAAUACCAAUGACUGGAUCCAGGAUACUGCGAUCAGUAGUUUGAUGUAAUUACUGCAACAUGUAUUAUGAAAUUGUAUUAUGGAACUGAUCUUUGUAUUCUUCUGGAAAGUUAGGUUUUCUUCUUUUGUUGCUAAACAAAACCUGUGACAAAAAAAGGAAAGAAAAAUAGUUCGUUCCUUAUUGUUUAUCCAUUGAAUAAAAAUGAAUAAUGAUAUAAAUAAGGGUUUGUGGGAUGCUGUUCCUUCAGGACUGUUACCUUUAACAGUCAUGUACUCACUGCCUUUUUAUCCCCCUUCCAAGUUACUCCAUACAAGACUUUGCACCUUAGUUUGUCGAAGCUUUUUGUCUUCAUAAGAGCAUUUUGCAAGAAUACAAAUUCAAAUGGGAAAAACAAAACAUUUAUACUGCAAGAGAGGAGAGUACUGAUUGGUUAGCAAGUAGACAGUGAUUGGUAGAAGCUUUGCCAUGGAGGCUGCAUCCAUUAAUGCUGUUUGACAGUUAACACCAGGCUUUCUUGAAAUUUAGACCAGACAGGUUGAAUGACUCCCCUAUUUUGUUGUGUUGACACAGGAGCAGUGCAUGUACAUGUUCUAUCUGCCAAGAAAGAACAGAACCUUCUAUAUUUAGGUAUGUAGCUUCUUUAAAUUGAUUCACGGGAUGUGGACGUCACUGGUUAGGCCAGUAUUUAUUGCCCAUCCCUAAUUGCUUAGAGGCAGUUAAGAGUCAAUCACAUUGCUAUGGGUCUGGAAUCACAUGUAGACCAGGUAAGGAUGAUAGUUUCCUUCCCUAAAGCACAUUAGUGAACCAGGUAGGUUUUUCCCAACAAUCAACAAUGGAUUCAUGGUCAUCGUUAGACUCUUAAUUCCAAAUUUCUUUUUAUUGAAUUUAAAUUCCACCAUCUGCCAUGGUGGGAUUUGAAUCCAAGUCCCCACAACAUUACUUGGGUCUCUGGAUUAACAGUUCAGUGAUAAUACCACUAGGCCAUCGCUUCCCAGCUUCCGGAGCUUGGAAUUGUGCCAUACUGCAAGCCUGACCGUCUAUCCUAAAUUGAUUGUCAGUAUAAUUCUUUGCACAUUCAGGAUUAUCCAACAACUGUUUGACUGCAGAAACACAUGUAACGUAAGGCAGUUUUUUAAAAGUUCAUUUGUGGAAUGUGGGCGUCGCUGGCUGCAUUUCUUGCCCAUCCCUAGUUGCCCUUGAGAAGGUGGUGGUGAGCUGCCUUCCUGAACUGCUGCAGUCCUCCUGCUGUGGGUUGACCAACAAUGCUAUUAGCGAGGGAAUUCCAGGAUUUUGACCCAACGAAGGAACGGUGAUAUAUUUCCAAGUCAGGAUGGUGAGUGACUUGGAGGAGAGCUUGAAGGUGGUGGAAUUCACAUAUAUCUACUGCUUGUUGUCCUUCUAGAUGGAAGUGGUUAUGGGUUUGGAAGGUGCUCUCUGAGGAUCUUUGGUGAAUUUCUGCAGUGCAUCUUGCAGAUAGUACACACUGCUGCUACUGAGCGUCAGUGGUGGAGGGAGUGGAUGUUUGUAGACGUAGGGCCAAUCAAACGGGCUGCUUUGUCCUGGAUGGUGUCAAGCUCCUUGAGUGUUGUUGGGACUGCACUCAUCGAGGCAAGUGGGGAGUAUUCCAUCACACUCCUGACUUGUGCCUCGUAGAUGGUGGACAGGCUUUGAGGAGUCAGGAGGUGAGUUACUCGCCGCAGUAUUCCCAGCUUCUGGCCUGCUUUUGUAGCCACUGUGUUUAUGUGAUGAGUCCGGUUGAGUUCUGGUCAAUGGUAACCCCCAGAAUGUUUAUAGUGGGGGAUUCAGUGAAGGGGCAGUGGUUAGAUUGUCUCUUAUUGGUGAUGGUCAUAGCCUGGCAUUUGUGUGGCACGAAUGCCACUUGUCACUUGUCAGCCCAAGCCUGGAUAUUGUCCAGAUCUUGUUGCAUGUGACCAUGGACUGCUUCAGUAUCUGAGGAGUCACGAAUGGUGCUGAACAUUGUGCAAUCAUUGCCGAACAUCCCCACUUCUGACCUUAUGAUGGAGGGAAGGUCAUUGAUAAAGCAGCUGAGGACGGUUGGGCCGAGGACAUUAACCUGAGGAACUCCUGCAGAGAUGUCCUGGAGCUGAGAUAAUUGACCUCCUACAACCACAACCAUCUUCCUAUGUGUCAGGUAUGACUUCAACCACUAGAGUGUUUGCCCCCGAUACCCAUUGUUUCCAGUUUUGCAAGCGCUCCUUGAUGCCACACUCGGCCGAAUGCAGCCUUGAUGUCAAGGGCUGUCACUCUCACUUCACCUCUGGAAUUCAGCUCUUUUGUCCAUGUUUGAACCAAGGCUGUAAUGAGAUCAGGAGCUGUGUGGCCCUGGUGGACCCCAAGCUGGGCGUCACUAAGCAGGUUAUUUCUGAACAGGUGCUGCUUGAUAGCACUGUUGAUGACACCUUCCGUCACUUUACUGAUGAUGGAGAGGAGACUGAUGGGGCGGUAAUUGGCCGGGUUGGAUUUGUCCUGCUUUUUGUUCCUGCAGGACCUACUUGGGCAAUUUUCCACAUUGUCGCGUAGAUACCAGUGUUGUAACUGUACUGGAACAGCUUGGCUAGGGGAGCAGCAAGUUCUGGAGCACAAGUCAUCAAUACUGUUGCCGGAAUGCUGUCAGGGCCUGUAGUCUUUGCAGUAUCCAGUUUAUUGAUAUCGCGAGGAGUGAAUCGAAUUGGUUGAAGACUGGUAUCUGUAACGCUUGGGGACCACUGGAGGAGGCUGAAAUGGAUCAUCCACUCGGCACUUCUGGCUGAAGAUUGCUGCGAAUGCUUCAGCAUUAUCUUUUACACUGAUGUGCUGGGCUCUUCCAUCAUUGAGGAUGGGGAUAUUUAUGGAGCCUCCUCCUCCAGUGAGUUGUUUAAUUGUCCACCACCAUUCAUGACUGGAUGUGGCAGGACUGCAGAGCUUAGAUCUGAUCCGUUGGUUGUGGGAUCACUUAGCUCUGCCUAUCACUUGCUGCUUUCGCUGUUUGGCGUGCAAGUAUUCCUGUUUGGUGGCUUCACUAGGUUGACACCUCAUGUUCAGAUAUGCCUGGUGCUGCUCCUGGCAUGCCCUCCUGCACUCUCCAUUGAACCAGGGUUGAUCCCCUGGCUUGAUGGUAACGGUUGAGUGGGGGAUAGGCCGGGCCAUGAGGUUACAGAUUGUGCUGGAGUACAAUUGCGAAGUUUGUCCCAUUUAGCAUGGUGAUAGUGUCAUACAAUAUGAUGGAGGUUGUUCUCAGUGUGAAGGCAGAACUUCGUCUCCACAAGGACUGUGCGAUGGUCACUCUUACCGAUACUGCCAUCGAGAGAUGCAACUGCAGCUGACAGAUUAGUAAGGAUGAGGUCAAGUAUAUUUUUCCCUCUUGUUGGUUCCCUCACCACCUGCUGCAGACGCAGUCUCGCAGCUAUGUCCUUUAUGACCCAACCAGCUCGAUUAGUAGUAUUGCUGCUGAGCCAUUCUUGGUGGUGAACAUUGAAAUUCCCCACCCUGAGUACGUUUUGUGCCUUUUCCAUCCUCGGUGCUUCCUCUGAGUGUUGUUCAAUGUGGAGGAGUACUGAUUCAUCAGCCGAGGGAGGACGGUAUGUGGUAAUCAGCAGGAGGUUUCCUUGCCCAUGUUUAACUUGAAGCCAUGAGACUUCACGUGGUCCGGCAUCAACAUUGAGGACUCCUAGAGCAACACCCUCCCGACUGUAUACCACUGUGCCGCCCCCUUUGCUGGGCUUGUCCUGCCGGUGAGACAGGACAUACCCAGGGAUGGUGAUGGUGGUGUCUGGGACAUUGUCUGCAAGGUAUGAUUCUGUGAGUAUGACGGUCAGGCUGUUGCUUGAUUAGUCUGAGACAGCUCUCCCCAUUUUGGCACUAACCCCCAGGUGUUAGUGAGGAGGACUUUGCAUGGUCAACAGGGCUGUUCCUACCGUUGUCUUUUCUGGUGUCUAGAUCGAUACCAGGUGAUCUGUCCAGUUUUAUUUCUUUGACUCUUUGUAGCGAUUGGUACAUCUGAGUGGCUUGCUAGGCCAUUUCAGAGGGCAAUUGAGAGUCAACCACAUUGCUGUGGGUCUGGAGUCACAUGUAGGCCAGAUCAGGUGAGGGUGGCAGAUUUCCUCCCCUGAAGCACAGUCGUGAACCAGAUGGGUUUUUCCUGACAAUCAGCAAUGAUUUCAUGGUGAUCAGUAGAUUCUUAAUUCCAGGCUUUUCUUUUUUUGAGUUCCAAUUCCACCAUCUGCCAUGGUGGGAUUCGAACCCAGGUCCCCAGAACAUCUGGGUUUCUGGAUUAAUAUUCUAGCGAUAAUACCACUAGGCCAUCGCCUACCCCAGGUGAGUUUUGCAAGUGCAGACUGAUUGAGUGUUUUGCUUGUUAGAAGAAGGGAUGUGCUGUUUAAUACAAUCUGCCAGCCCUUUCUGACGUGCCACCUCGACAUCUGGCAUCUCACUGGCACUGAAAUUUAUAAACCACAUUACUCACAUGUAUUGAAUGCCCUUUUGGCUUGAUGGCAGCAUCCUGUUAGUAGCAAGUGCUACUAGUCAGUAUACAUGUUGGAAUUCCUACAAUUCCAUGUUUUAAGAUUGGUCUUAUCGAAACUUUGUAAUUUAAGCUGAACCACUUCUUCACUGUGCAAUUGAUUCUGAAAUAGGGCACAUCAAUGCACGUUUUGCAAGAUAAUAACUAUCCAGAUCAAAUAAUUUCUUGUAUACCACAUUAACGCAUGAAAGGCAUUAAGGCAGUCAGUCUUGGCCCUGUAAACUGCGCAGUCGAUCUCAGAUUACCCUUGAAAUGUAUGGUAUCUUUAAAGGUUUAAACAACAGGUUUCACUGUUUCAUGCUGUUUGUUUAAUCAUAUCAAAUAGCAUAUCCCUUUAGCUGGCCCAUCAAUUCAGGGACAGACGUACCCAAUUAGCUUGCAUUUAUAAAACUUGUAACAGUGUCUCAUAUUAGUUGUGAUUCUGCAAUUGGACAGCAUUUACUGAAUUAUCCUGAAUAUGCUAAGAAGUAUACUGACAAACAAUUGCACCACAACUGUUUAAACUAAAGAAGAGGUGAUAGUUAUUUGCUAUUUCAUUAGUCAGGGCAUUGCCCUGAGAAAUCAGCAUCAAUAUAUCUCAUUUAGAUAUUUUCUAAUCAACCUGUCCAGAGAUGUUACAAAACUUUAGAGCAGAUGGAGCUUGAACUCGGGCCUCUUCGUCCAGAGGUAAGGACACUACCAUAGCACUACAAAGACCCUAAAUAUGUCAGGUUUAAAAUUCAACAAAGAGUGCUAACUGUCAGUCGGCAUUAAUGGUGUAUUCUUCAUGGCAAUGCCUUUACUCAUCAGAUUCCACUUGCCAACCAAUUUGCCCUCUCCUCUUUGAAUUUGUUUCCUUGUGAAUUGUCCUGAUGUACAGAAUAAAAGGCUUCGGCAAAAUGUCUUUUUGCAGCAAUACUCAAGUUCUGUAUUACCAAACAACUACUUUUUUAACUAAGUUUUUAAGUUUUCUUUGUGUAAUGUGUUCUAUUUCACUGAUCUGUAUGGAAGUGUAACAGUUCAAUUGUAUUUGAUUGAAAUCUGGUUUUCCUUUUCUAAUGCUAGCAACAUAUUUAAAUUAUAAAAGGGUAACAUUGGUCUCACUUUGACUACCUUUUUACAUAAAGCAUCACAUAAAUAAGGAUCUUUAGGACAUGUCCCUUUGCAAGAUAUUUCAUCCACACUUAUCCUGUGUGCUCGCUUCCUUUGCUGAAGUAAGCUGGUUGUAUAUUGUGCUCAGCUCUUUAUAAAGUCUUCAUACAAAUAAUGGACGAUGGUGUUAGAAUUCAGCAUCACAUCACUGCCUUUGAAUGACUAAUAAAAACUUUCAGUCCA
Molecule: messenger RNA, 11864 nt
Organism: Rhincodon typus (whale shark)
Lineage: Eukaryota; Metazoa; Chordata; Chondrichthyes; Orectolobiformes; Rhincodontidae
Gene: ppp1r9ala
Product: protein phosphatase 1 regulatory subunit 9A-like A
Exons: 19
Coding region: 463-4488 (1341 amino acids)
Biological process (GO): calcium-mediated signaling; neuron projection development; actin filament organization
Cellular component (GO): dendrite; cytoplasm; postsynaptic density
Molecular function (GO): actin filament binding
Source: RefSeq, a predicted model, not a curated record